UGUUACAUGAUGGCUUGUUAAAUGAAUGAAUCCUCGCAGAUAUUGAUGUAUUUACAAUUAUGUAACGUUGCUGGAAGGGUUCAGGCUCAUUUCCUGAGAGCCUUGUGUUGUCAAGGCUACAGAAUUUGAAAAGCUCUAACGUUAGCAAACAACACUUUACUAACUUCAGGCAACAUCAAUGUUUAUGUUAGGCUAGUCUAGCAGCCAUCGUCAGGCAGGCACAUCUUGCCAACGUUCCCUGAAGUUGUCAGCAGCCUGACCCAAAAAUGUCUCUAGCACAGAGGGUGUUCCUGACGUGGAUAUUUACACUGGCCUUCCUCAUCAUGCUGGUGCUGAAGCUCGAUGAGAAAAUCCACUGGAACUGGUUUCUCAUAUUUCUUCCUGUGUGGACAUUUGACACUAUUCUCCUCCUGAUGAUCAUUGUUAAAAUGGUGGGCCGCUGCAAGCCAGGUUUUGAUCCACACAAUGCUACCCAGGACCUGAAGAAGAGGAUUUGGUACCUGGUGGCCAUGCUUCUAAAAUUGGCCUUUUGUCUGACACUUUGUGCCAGACUUGAGAAUCUAACAAACAUAUUCUUGAGUUUUGUACUCGUCCCUCUCUGGGCACUCAUGAUUGGGGCCAUGGUGGAACUUGGCUACAAUGUAUUUCAUUUCAGAAGAGACUGAAAACUUGUUUUUUAGCUACAGUAAGUGAAAUCACAGCUGAAAUCACAGGUUUUCUGCUGUUGACUUGAACUGUCUAUGUUCAAACAUUACAUUUCAUCCUCUCAGCAGCAUAGUAGGCCUUUUUGACCAAAGAGACCAAAAGUGAUGAAAAAGAGACAUGGCUUGGCAUGAUUCAUUAGGGAUUGUACGUAGUGAGCAGACUCAACAUUUUGGAUUCAGUCUGAAACGGUAUGUGCGUGCUGUAGGGCAGCGUAUGUUUUAACAUACACAAAGGAUGCACACACGUACGCACACACACACACACAUGCUUUAUGCUGCACAUGUGCGGAUCUGCCCAUGUCUUCCAGCUCCUGUCAUGGCUGCACUGCUGUGUCAUAUGCUGCGGUGGCUGGAUGCAUUGUCUUGAUUUCUAUUCACUGCAGUGGGAGUGUGACUUGAGGGAAGGCUGUAAACCACUGCUUGACACUGGUCUUAUAAUUUUUUAAAUUAUGUUGACUCCUAAAACUUUGACAUGCAGUAAUGCUUCGAUGUGUCCCACUGCUGUGUGUUUUAUGCAUUUAAGACUGGCAUUUGGUUUACAUUUACUGAAGUAAAGAUAUUUAAUAAUGUCUUGUAGACAUCUGGGAGACUGGUUGAUCUUAAACUAUAGCCUUAUUUAUGAAAUGUAUGUUUCGUGCAUUGUAACCUAAAUAAAAUGUGUCGUUACCACAGAAUGUUUGCUAUACCUUGUCUCCACCAGUAGGUUGUACUCUUGCCCUGUGUGCAAUUGUGCAACGCAGAAAAAAAGACAAGUCUGUAAGUUUUGUAAUUUAACCCAUGUGAGCACCAAAAACAUUUUUAUUGUUUCUGAUUUUCAACUAAUGUGCAUCAACCAGAAUUGUUUACAGUUCUGCUGGUUUAGGCUGCUUCACUGAUCGCUGUCAGACAUUUAUUUACAUUUAAACAAAUUUUAUAUUCCCUCUACAAAAGAACAAACACUUAAUUAAAUCACCUUGAAACACACCUGUAAUGUCAGAAAACCUUGAUCACUGUAGAACUUAUAAUAAAUCCUAAAGAUCA
Molecule: messenger RNA, 1724 nt
Organism: Alosa sapidissima (American shad)
Lineage: Eukaryota; Metazoa; Chordata; Actinopteri; Clupeiformes; Clupeidae
Gene: tmem60
Product: transmembrane protein 60
Exons: 2
Coding region: 267-665 (132 amino acids)
Source: RefSeq, a predicted model, not a curated record